CCGCCGCUGGGGCUGUGGGGAGAGGAGCCGAGCUGGGCCUCGCCGCCUCCUGCUCUCGAGUUCCCGGCCGGGAGCGCGCGGCGGAGCCGAGGCGUCUGUGCGGCGCCGCCAUGGGGAAGCGGGAUAACCGGGUGGCUUAUAUGAAUCCUAUAGCCAUGGCGAGAUCACGAGGUCCUUCCCAAUCUGCAGGGCCAACAAUACAGGACUACCUGAACAGACCAAGGCCUACAUGGGAAGAAGUGAAAGAACAACUAGAAAAGAAAAAGAAAGGAUCAAGGGCAUUGGCUGAGUUUGAAGAAAAGAUGAAUGAGAAUUGGAAGAAAGAACUAGAAAAACACAGGAAGAAAUUAUUAGGUGGAAAUGAGAGUUCCUCCAAAAAGAAUGAGAAAAAGAAAAAGGAAAAGAAGAAAUCAAAUAGGUUGUCUUCAUCUUCCUCUUCUUCAUCAAGCUCUGAUUCUUCCAGGAGUUCAUCUGAUUCUGAUGAUGAGGAUAAGAAACAAGGGAAAAAACGGAGAAAAAAGAAGUAUCGUUCCUUGCGGAAAUCUUCUGAAAGCUCUACUUCUGAUUCUGAAUCAGACAGCAAGGCCUACCAGAGUAAGAGCAGUGUCUUUUUAUACUGCAGGGCAAGGACUGAAGCAGUUGUACCAAAAAUGGACAGCACAAAAAAGAAAAAAUCAAAGGAACAACAUGAAAGAGAAAAGGACAACAAAAGUCUUAGUAGGAAAAGGAAGAAAAUUGAUCGUGGGAAUGGACCUUUAUCAUCUGAAUCGUUCUCAGAGUCAGAUCCUACAGAGGAGGUACAAGUGAAAAAGAAAAAAAACAGUGAAGAAAGAGAGAAAGUAACAGCAAGAUAAAACAAAAAAGAGAAAGAAGCACAAGAAACAUGGUAAAAAGAAGAAAAAGAAGACGGCUGGUUCAAGUUCAGAUUCAGAAUAACACUUAAAAAUCAAGCGUGUCCCUUCAACAAAAGUGCAAUGACUAAAGGAAACUUCAACUGUGAAAAUUAUCGCAAACUUUACCACACUGCAUGAGUUUUCCAGUGUUUUAGAAAUAUUACUAGACUUUCAAUAGCCAGCCAGGUGCUACUAUGCCCAAAAGUCCAUUGUUGUUGCCUGCUGCUUAAUACCUAGGGUACAAUUUUUUUUAAAUUACAGUAGCCAGUGUUAGUUUAAAAUCAUAAGAGAGGGUGGUCCAGCUAAUAUGUAAAAUAUUAGGAAAUAGAAUGCAACCUUUUAGAUACUAAAAAUAGUGUUUUAACAAGUUAAUAAUAUAGUCUAAUUUUUAAAUGUGCAGAAAUAAAAUCAAAAAUUCAUCUUGAGGAACAUAACAUAAGACUAUUGAUACUUGGUGACAACUAAUGCCAUUUGUGAAAUGGGAAUAGAAUAGUAACAAUUUUAAAGGUUACUUUUGUAGAAGUAUUUAUGAUGAUUUUGCCCUUUAUUUUCUUUUGGGAGUGUUACCAUUUUGGCUAGCUGAAUUAGGGUGCCUUUGAUCCUUGCAAAAUCUAUCUAUUUUUAACAGUACAACAGCUAUAUUUCCUAGGGAGAUCAGAACUGGUAUCAGCAGGUUUUUCCUGAAUAAACAAUUCUGGGCCCCUAGCAUGUACUUCUUCAUUAAAUAAGAACAGUGAUACACUGCACCAUAACUUGACAUCCAAAAAUGAAAGACUUUACCUCCACUUAAUUGAAAUGAUGCUGAAUACUGUGCUAUUAAUAUGCAUUAUAUCAUUUAAAGUAAUUUUGAGUGUAACUGAACAUUUUUGGCAAACACUGGUAGCUUUUUUCCUUUUGCAUUGCCAUUGAGAGAUUUAGAAUUAUUUUGUAUGUUUUGUACCAUUUUUAAAUAACGUACAGGUAUUCAGUUGUAAUUAGUGAUUUUUUUUAUGAAUUAUGUUCCAGGUGUGGAGCUUCGUGUAUGCAUUUACUUUAUUCUUACAGUAAAUUCAUUUGCUGUGAUAAAAUGCACACUUGCUGAAAACAUUUAGCAUGUAAAAAGCAGGGUUUUGAUAUCUAACAGCUUCAUAUUGAAGCUGAUUUUACUCUAAGCAAGUUGAGUGGCAGACCUGUUAGGCGGAUGUGUCUUGUUAUAUAAAACUACUGCCAGAAUCUCAGUAAAGAUACUCUUUAAAAA
Dermochelys coriacea (leatherback sea turtle) is the source of this 2130-nucleotide messenger RNA. It is a transcript of the gene FAM133B, whose product is annotated as family with sequence similarity 133 member B. Bases 111 to 854 code for a protein of 247 amino acids. The record is from RefSeq and is a predicted model, not a curated record. The transcript is spliced from 12 exons. Lineage: Eukaryota; Metazoa; Chordata; Testudines; Dermochelyidae.